UUCAACAUUCAUAUCAACAAAUAAAAAAAUCCAAUUCAGAAAGUUGAAUUGUCAUCACAGUACCACACAUAAGACCAUACAUUACUAAAACAAUUCCAUUAUUGUAUAUGUCAUGUGUUAAUUUGUUUAUAUUUUGAAACGAAGUAUAAAGCAAUACAUCUGUGAUAUUAGAACAUAGAAAAGAUGAGUGAAGGGGGACGUACUUUGGUCGAUAAGUCUGAGAGCAGUUCGUUUGAGGACUUGGCUUCGGCAGCUGCCCAUGAGAUUGAAGAAGCUAAACUUGCUGAAGCGGCUGCGGCAGAAAAGACCCACGGAGAACAUGAUAAACCAGCUGAUGAGUGGCAGGACAUGUUAGGUUCAGGGGCGUUACUGAAAAAGUUCAUUAAAUCAGGGGAUGAAUCGAACGGGUCGAGACCUCAGAGAAGUGAUAUAUGCAGGAUCAGCUAUGAACUUAAAUUGCGAGAUGGCACCCAAAACAUUGUUGAGAAAAGGGAUCAUGUCAAAAUUUACUUGGGAGACAAUGAAGUACUCCAAGGAUUGGACUUAGCUUUAACACUUAUGUACAAAGGUGAAGCGUGCCGGUUACAAAUAGCACCUAGGUUCGCCUAUGGAGAUAUUGGCCUAAAACCAGGCGAGAGCCUCGGCUUGGUUGGCGAAGUCGAUGGACCUAAGUAUGAAGGAGCAACUAUAGAUCGCGACACGUGGCUUGAAGCACGUCUGGAGUUGCACGAUUGGACCGAGGAACCCGACCAUGAUACUUUGCCUAUCGCUGAAAGAAUGGAAAUCGGGAUACGUCGUCGGUGUCGCGGCAACUGGUGGUACGGCCGUGGCGAAGCUCAGUUAGCGGUGCAGUUGUACCGACGAGCCCUUGACGUGCUCGACGAAAGUGAAGGGGGCAUUACCGACCCCACUCCCAACGGGGAGAUGGUUCACACCACUGACGCCUUGCACGCGCUGUUACAAGAGCGCUUGCGAGUUCACAACAACAUGGCCGCUGCGCAGUUGAAGGCAGGCGCUUAUGACGCCGCUUUGCAGGCCGUUACGCGAGUUCUAACCUGCCAGCCCGAUAACGCUAAAGCACUGUACCGCAAAUCGCGCAUCCUAACCGCCAUGGGGCGUAACGCCGAAGCCCUAGAAGCUGCCCGCGCGGCCGCCAGCGCAGCCCCCGACGACGUCGGAGUCCGAAAAGAACUUUCCAAAUGCGAGCAAAAAGCUACAAGGGAUCGAUCCGUUGAACGAAGACUUGCCAAGAGGAUGCUGGGAACUAGUGACCAAUCAAAACCGUCUCCAGAUAAGAAACCGUCCAGAGCCAAGAUGUUUGUAUGGGGCUCUUUCCUUCUGAGCCUCCUCGUCGGCGUCGCUUCAGUGCUGGUGUACCGGUACAAGAUGCAGUCACAAUGAUGCUUCCAUCCACUACGAUAUAAAGUCCAGUGAGUAAAAAAACGGUUGAGGUGCAUAGCGGGUCAAGAUAAAUCUAACAAUCACGUUAGAACAAAUAAAUAUUGCCUAGGUUAAACAAGUUUAUUAGUAUCCGUAUAAGAUUUGGAUGCACGCAAUCGUUGGCCUUUAAUAAUAAACCGAUAUCAAGUUCUCAGUUAUCGGUCAAUGUAUUGCUUAAUACCGAUCAUGAUAACCUGUCCUUAGCUUGAUAUCGGUUAAUUGAUACGCUCGUACACUAGUUAUUGAGUAUCGCAACAGUUUAAAAUGAAACGUAUAACCUUGUGUAAAAGCUCAAAUUCGUCUACAGCCAGCGCUCUUGGAAGAACGUUUGUUAAAGAACAGAAUUUUCGACUCUAAUAAGAGUAUUAUUAGGAUCAUUUUGCUUUGACGUAAUAUAGUUUUGAUACUUGAAAAUUACUGCGAUUGGGGCCGUGCAAAUCUUUUAUUGAGAGUACAGUGACAAUCUACCUUACAAAGGAUGAUGAGUCGGUAAACAUCGAUGAAAAAGUAAAAGUAUAAAAAACAUUGCAAACAUUUAUUUUUAUAUAUCGAAUUUUAUGCGUUCUCAAGUCGAUCAGACUAGAAAAUUGCAUUUCUUUUUUUAUUUCGCAUCGUCAUAUAUUUAAGCGAUAGGCAGCGAAAAAAGUGACUUUGCUAGUUUCCUGUGUAAUUUGUAUGUGGAUAAAUAAAACGGAAUUACUAGGAGUACACCAACAGAAAUCUGAAGCUGUGUGAAUUUUAGCUAGUUAUUACCGAAUAACAGUUUAAAAAGUUUUGUAACACUCGCCUUCUGAAAGAUUAAGCUAAAAUAGCUGUCAAAGUUGACAAUCGAUCAACGCUGACAGGUGAUGUAGAUUUCUGCUGAUCGAGUUGAACGUGUUAUUUGGAAAUUUAACAUAAUAAUCUUUUGUUAACAUAUCGCACUUUUGGCUACCCAAUUUUACUGUCAGUGCAGCAGACAAAGAUAAUAAAGUUGUAUAUAAUACAAACGGGUAUGAAAAGCUUGUCGUAAUAAGGAAAUCUACCAGGGAUUCAGAUAAAAAUACAAUAGAUAGAGAGAAACGAUUCGCGAAUUGUUAUCAAUACUGAUUAUUGAUAAAAAAUUGCGUUGCAGAAAAUGUUUCUAAAAAUCAAGUCAAUUUAGAAUGCUGCAAGUCGUUCACAUAUUAUGACGUAGUAAAUUUUGUAAUUAUAUGUAUUUAUAUAACUUCCGUUACACUUCUACGAGAGUAGCUAAUAUUUGUAUCUAUUUUUUUAUUGUAUAAAAGGGUUUGUAGGUUAGAUUAAUAGAAACAGAACGUAGGUACCAUUGUAUUUGGAAAUAUUGAAUGGUUUAGAGUUUAAAUAUUAUAUAUUAUAUAAAUAUUAAAACUAUUUUGUUAAACAAUUAUGUCAUAAUAAUAUAAUUUAAUUGAAUGCUGGUCAACUAUUUGAAUGUUUUGGAACGAUUCGUUUAAAUUGUUUUUGGGCUGCAUAUUUAGGGAAUGUCUAAGGGUUGCGAGAUAAUAAUACUGUAUAAAAUAAGGGCGUAACCCGAUUAUUGAGACUUUUAGGGAUGCCAAGGAAUAAUU
Molecule: messenger RNA, 3011 nt
Organism: Pararge aegeria (speckled wood butterfly)
Lineage: Eukaryota; Metazoa; Arthropoda; Insecta; Lepidoptera; Nymphalidae
Product: peptidyl-prolyl cis-trans isomerase FKBP8
Exons: 8
Coding region: 184-1401 (405 amino acids)
Molecular function (GO): peptidyl-prolyl cis-trans isomerase activity; protein binding
Source: RefSeq, a predicted model, not a curated record